UUUUUAUUGCUGAAAACACAUGUAUUCCUUUGUGCAAUUCGAGGAGAUUCUGAAACUUCUCUUCACUAAAUUUUAUUGCCCUUUUUCUCUCUUUCGAACGUAGGGUUUAUGGUCCAUCGAUCUCCAAUAUUUCACCUUUUCUAGCAGCCUAGCAGUGUAGGUCCUCAACAUCCAGAACACAAAUACUAAAACUACCUCUCCAAGAACAAAAUUUGCCAGCCAACGAUAAUGACGACUACAUCUGAUACCAAAUUGAGCAUGAAGCUUUUGAUUGACACCAAAGCUGGCAAAGUCCUAUUUGCUGAGGCUGAAAAGGAUUGUGUUGAUUUUCUCUUUCACAUUCUUUCAUUGCCUGUGGGAACUGUUAUCAAUCUUCUUAAGGAGAAAGGAAUGAACGGAUGUUUGCCUAACCUGUACGAAAGCGUAGAAAAUCUGAAGGACACCUAUAUUCAACCGAACCAAUGCAAGGAUAUCCUUUUAAAACCCAAGUCUUCAGUUGGGAUCUCUUCAGCUCCUUUUCUUUUGCUUAAUGGCGAUGUUCCGACACAUGAGAAGACUUUUUAUGGCUGUCACCGCAUUAGUUCCCACUUAACUGUUUCUGAUGACCCUACUGCUAUCUGUACAAGCUGUCAAAAUCGUAUGUCAACAGAGCUAGUUUAUGUUGCUCCGCCGGUAGCAGCGAGUGGAGCUGUGAAAGCAACCGGGGGUUUUGUGAAGGAUGUGGUGACAUACAUGGUGGCAGAUGACUUGGUGGUUAAGCCCAUGUCCACCAUUUCUUGCAUUGCCCUUCUCAACAAGUUUAAUAUCAGGGAUUUAGGUGUGCUAAAGGAGGAAAUAGUAAGUUUCGGAAUGGAAGAGGCGGUGGAGUUGCUGAAGGCAUCUUUCGAGUCGGAAACAGUUCUGACCAGUGUUUUCAUGAGCCGCGUCAAAUCGGAGAAAUAGUCAUAAGACAAAAUGGAAUUCUCUCUCUCUCUCUCUAUAUAUAUAUAAAUAGUUGUUUCCUUUUGUUUGAUUCCCGCCUGAAUUGAUUCUGAUUUUCUAGGUUAAAUCUAUUGUUAAACCAUAUUUGUGUUCAAAGUAGUACGCUUUUGUUA
Messenger RNA from Solanum dulcamara, 1094 nucleotides. RefSeq lists its product as uncharacterized. The transcript is spliced from 3 exons. The record is from RefSeq and is a predicted model, not a curated record. Lineage: Eukaryota; Viridiplantae; Streptophyta; Magnoliopsida; Solanales; Solanaceae. The coding region runs from base 229 to 942 and encodes 237 amino acids.